CUCAACUUUUGAAGUUCUCGGAUUACGCGGAGUUGGAAUUUGAAAUUCCUUUCAAGUUUGAACUUUGACGAGAGUCGAGAAGUACGUUCAACGUUGCUGUCUGUUGAAGACUAUCUGCCGAAUUGCAAAUUAGAUUUCUGCUGUAUUUCUUCGUUUUCAACUAAUCAGAUAAAAUGUCUACAUUAAAGUAUGAAAACGUCUGGACUGACAAAAAUGUUUACAGUGAUGCUGAAAAAAAUUAUUACGAGUCUUUGAACAAGAGUCAAAAUGCACAUAUGGUCGCAGGGUCCUCACUAGCAAGUGAAGUAGCUAAAGCAAGACAGCGAAUUAAAGACUCAAUUGAAUGUAUGGAUAGCAUUGUGACACUGGCCGGAGUGCCUAACACAGAAGUCAAUAACAAACUGAAGCAAAUUGAACAAGAAAAUGGUGAUCUAAAGAAGGCACUUGACGAUUUACGGAAGUUAGUGAUCAGUCUACAAACAAGGGUUGAGACAUUAGAAGCUGCAGGAACGUCAAAGAGCUCGACAUCUAAACCUGCAGUCCAGAUAAAAAAGGAUGACCAGGAAUCAGACGAUGGUGUAGAUUUAUUCGGCUCUGACGAUGAUGAAGAAGAAACUGCUGAAGCUGCAAAAUUGAGAGAAGAAAGACUUGCUGCAUAUAAUGCAAAAAAAGCUAAAAAACCAGUUUUAAUAGCAAAAUCAAAUAUUAUCUUGGAUGUGAAGCCGUGGGACGAUGAGACUGAUAUGGCAGAGUUAGAGAAAUCAGUCCGAGCUAUCAAUACAGACGGUCUUCUUUGGGGUGCAGCUAAACUUGUACCCUUGGCUUAUGGAAUACGUAAACUGCAAAUUUCUUGUGUAGUAGAAGAUGAUAAGGUCUCGAUUGACUGGCUCACUGAAGAAAUUGAGAAAAUUGAAGACUUUGUACAAAGUGUUGAUAUAGCUGCUUUCAAUAAAGUUUAAAUUGUUCAACAUUUAUAAAUAUAAAGAAUUUAUUUUUUCAUAUAAAAGACAUUGUUAAUUUAAUAAUAAAUUGUUGGAAUGCAUGAUAUAAAGAUUUUUGUAAUUGUCAUUUGAAUAAAGAAUAUAUUCUUGGACCCA
Messenger RNA from Leptidea sinapis, 1097 nucleotides. It is a transcript of the gene eEF1delta, whose product is annotated as probable elongation factor 1-delta. Lineage: Eukaryota; Metazoa; Arthropoda; Insecta; Lepidoptera; Pieridae. The transcript is spliced from 7 exons. The coding region runs from base 174 to 959 and encodes 261 amino acids. Gene Ontology annotation, cellular component: cytosol; eukaryotic translation elongation factor 1 complex. Gene Ontology annotation, biological process: translational elongation. Gene Ontology annotation, molecular function: translation elongation factor activity; guanyl-nucleotide exchange factor activity. The record is from RefSeq and is a predicted model, not a curated record.